This is a messenger RNA of Drosophila mauritiana, 1170 nucleotides long. RefSeq names its product chitinase-like protein Idgf5. The coding region runs from base 39 to 1082 and encodes 347 amino acids. Gene Ontology annotation, molecular function: glutathione transferase activity; chitin binding. NCBI's taxonomy places the organism in Eukaryota, Metazoa, Arthropoda, Insecta, Diptera, Drosophilidae. The record is from RefSeq and is a predicted model, not a curated record. The transcript is spliced from 2 exons. Gene Ontology annotation, biological process: glutathione metabolic process; carbohydrate metabolic process.
AAAUUUAGUGAAACUUGGGUCUCUCUGGUAAUCGCAUCAUGUCGGAUAAAUUGAUUUUGUAUGGCAUGGACAUUAGUCCUCCUGUUCGCGCCUGCAAGCUAACCUUGCGUGCCUUGAAAUUGGACUACGAAUACAAGGAAAUGGAUCUACUGGCAGGAGAUCACUUCAAGGAUGAGUUCCUCAAGAAGAAUCCGCAGCACACCGUGCCACUUCUCGAAGAUAAUGGUGCCCUAAUUUGGGAUUCACAUGCGAUUGUUUGCUACCUGGUGGACAAGUACGCCAAGUCGGAUGAGCUAUAUCCCAGGGAUCUGGUGUUGCGCGCCCGGGUGGAUCAGCGUUUGUUCUUUGAUGCCAGCAUUCUGUUUAUGUCGCUGCGAAAUGUCAGUAUACCCUUUUUUCUGCGCCACGUCAGUAUGCUGCCUCAUGUUUCAGCGGAACUCUUUAUUGAUGUUCCGAAGGUUCUUAGUAACGUGGAUUUUGUCAACCUGGCCACCUAUGACUUCCAAACGCCGGAACGCGAUCCCAAAGUUGCAGAUCUGCCCACACCACUGUAUGCCAUGUACGAUCGGGAGCCCAGUCACAAUGUGCAGUACCAGGUGCAGUAUUGGAUGAACCAGACAUCCGAAAUCAGUGUCCACAAGCUGCACGUGGGAGUGACCAGUUACGGGCGAGCUUGGAAUAUGACCCGAAACUCCGGCAUCACCGGCUAUCCACCAAUUCCGUCGGCAAAUGGAGCUGCACCGCCGGGAAGGCAAACUGUUACGCCAGGAUUGCUCAGCUGGCCGGAGAUUUGUGAUUUGCUGCAGCAGCAACCACAGGAUCGCGAGGUUCCCCAUCUGCGCAAAGUGGGCGAUCCCACCAAGCGUUUCGGCAUCUAUGCGUACCGGGCGGCGGAUGAUCAAGGGGAGAAUGGCCUAUGGGUGGGCUACGAGGAUCCCAUGACGGCGGCCAUCAAGGCGGGAUUUGUGCAUGCCCAAGGAUUGGGAGGAGUGGCCUUCCACGAGCUGUCCAUGGAUGAUUUUCGUGGUCAGUGUGCUGGCGAAAAAUUUCCCAUUCUGCGAAGCAUUAAGUUUAAGCUAUAAAACAAAUGCUCUUUGCUUUAAAUUCAAAAUUUGCUAGCUGUCACAAUUAUCCUUUUGCUUUUUCAGUGUAUUUGUAAAAUAUGCAUGG